Molecule: messenger RNA, 988 nt
Organism: Hermetia illucens (black soldier fly)
Lineage: Eukaryota; Metazoa; Arthropoda; Insecta; Diptera; Stratiomyidae
Product: transmembrane protein 256 homolog
Exons: 2
Coding region: 282-836 (184 amino acids)
Source: RefSeq, a predicted model, not a curated record
CAUUUCUCCUGAACAAUAGAAUGCAGGCUGUCCUGAUGACAUUCCGGCAUAAAAUAAUUUCACGUCCUGACUUUAGUUGUGAAAGCCAGCAUUUUUACAAUAAGAAAAUUAUUCGCAUAUAUAAUUCGUUGCCAAUUUAUUUUUGAUAGCCAAACAUUUUCUCAGUGUUUUCAAAUAUUCACAAUUGAAGUACCGACAUCAUUUCGGUUUCUGGCACGCAAAAUAUAUUCUCAGUCUAAGUAAGCUUGUGUCCUUCGAGAUUUUAUUAAAACGAUAAAACGAUGAAAUCGACUAAUGAGAAAAUGGCCUCGUAUCGGGCAUGUGAUCCUUAUAAUUGUGCACCAACUGGCAGUCGACCCUCGCUUUCGGCGGGUGGAAUUUGCAGCGGUAUGGCGAAAUCUAGGCUCGCGGGGCGCUUGGGUGCCAUAAGUGGAGCCCUUGCUUUGGCUAUAGCUGGUUAUGCAAAACGAAAAAGAAUAUUCGGAGUGGAUUCAGAAACUACAGAACCACUUGAUGGAGGCGGGGGUGAUAAUGAGGAUAACGAGCCUAAACCAGUUUUGGAUGAGGGAAAUGACAAAUGGAUAUUAACAGAUCAAGAAAGAUUUUUCUAUUCAGGAAAUCAACAGCAUUUCUAUCAUUCACUAGCAUUGAUGGCGGUGCCAUAUGCAGCAAAACUUCCUACUCUGACAACCUCCCUAUUGAUUUCGGGGAUAGUUUUGUUUUGUGGCACACAAUAUUAUAGGUCCUUCAACAAGGACAAUGUUUAUGCUGGUCGACCCUUACUUUGGAUUGGAGGUCUAUGCCUGAUAAGUGCAUGGUUCACUUUUCUCUUAUAAUACGUUCCCUAUCGCCUUCAAGACAAUCAGAUUGUAGCGUGUAAUUUUAUGGAAAAAUGAACUUUUAAAAAAAAGAUAGUAAUAAAUUGCAGCAAAGUUUGGCUUACUGUAAAUAAAUAGUUUCUAGUUACGCUAGAAUUGUGGAAAGCAAA